UGACGUCACACCAGGGCGAGUCCAGAAGGCAGCGCAGAUGAAAGAAUCGCGGAGACCGCUGUGUAUCAAAACACUGAUCUGCAUACUAGCUUCAAAUCAUGGAGUAUAUCAUUGACUGAAACAGCUUGGAUAACUGGAAGAUCUUUAAGAUAAAGUGGGAGUGUAAGAGUUCCUUACAUUGUUCACUGAAGUAACCAGGAUGGCAGGAAGAGAGCGCAGUCCGCGCCACAGGCCAUGGUCUGUGUACCGAGCCAACACAUUUGAUCUGUCCUCUGAGAUGAUGGGGCUGGCGCUAACAGGAAACAGUCAGGAUCCUGAUGAGCCGGUGCUGGAGUUCAGUCUGGCAUGCAGUGAGCUGGUCACUCCAUCGCUGGACCGUAAGCCCAGUAGCUUUGUAGCAGUGAGCUGCACCACCCCUCCUCAGGCGUUUUGGACCAAACACGCACAGACUGAAAUUAUAGAGGGCACUAGUAAUCCAAUCUUCUUGAGCAGCAUUGCCUUCUUCCAGGAGUCUCUGAUUACCCAGCAGACUCAAGUCAAACUGUCUGUCUACGAUGUGAAGGACCGCUCACAGGGGACUAUGUACCUGCUGGGUUCGGCUAUGUUUACAGUGAAAGAGCUGCUUCAAGACAAACACCACAGGCUACACCUCACUCUGCAAUCAGCAGAGAGCGAGCGGAUGGGUAACAUUACCAUCAUCGCUUGGCAGAUAGAGGAGAGUAGAGACCAGCGAGCUCCUCUGGCACGCUCAGACACAGUUAAUGGCAGGAUGGUAUUACCUGUGGAUGAAAGUCUGACCGAAUCCAUGGGAGUAAAAGCUAAAUCAGCUUCCCUAUGUAAAGACCCUCUUUUAAAGGCAGUGUUUGGAGGCACUAUUUCACGGAUGUACCGGUUUCCCACGACUGACGGAAACCACCUGCGUGUCCUGGAGCAGAUGGCAGAGAGCGUGCUCUCCCUGCACAUACCGAGACAGUUCGUCAAACUACUGCUGGAGGAGGACGCUGCCAGGGUGUGUGAGCUGGAGGAGUUGGGCGAGUUGUCCCCCUGCUGGGAGAAUCUGAGGAGACAGAUCAUCGCUCAGUAUCAGACCAUCAUCCUCACCUAUCAGGAGACUCUCAGUAACUUACACCAAUACAAGGGUCCUUCCUUUAAAUCGAGCACCCUGAAAGGAGAGAAGAAGCUAGAGUUUCUGCCUACAAACCUCCACGUUCAGAGGAUGAGGGUGCAGGGCGAGUCCGGCUACGAUCGCACAUAUGAUGUGGUGACCACAGGCGCCCCGGCUGCACAUCAUCAGGGCUUUAAGGCCAGCGGAUUGAGGAAACUCAUUCAGAAAUUUGAAGAAGCCAAAAAGCAUUCGUAUGAAGGUGAAGGUGCCGGGGAAUCUGCUCCUCUUUCUAUGCGCUACCAGCCACAGGAUGUGUUGAAAGCUAAAGAAAUCAUUUCCCAUAUCAACACGCUGAAGACGCAGGUCAGCUACUACACUGAGCGGCUGUCCCGUGCCGCCAAAGAACACUCAACCAAUGCAUUGGAAAGGACCCUCGCUAUCCUCACAGACAAGACGCGGCAGCUGGUGACCGUGUGUGACAGUAAGCUGCUAACUACAGCUAUCCAGGCACUGAGUGCUGCGCGUCCAGAGUUCAUCACCUCCAGAGGCUCUCCGUCCACCCACGACACCGAGCGCGUGGUCCCGAGGAACGACCAGGGCUCUCCACAGGCCAAGAGGAGCGGGACAGGGAACAGAGCAUCCAUGAACCUAAACUGGCAGGAGGAGGAGUGGGAAAAGAUCUGGCUUAAUGUGGAUAAGAGUCUGGAGUGUGUGAUCCGCUGUGUGGAGAGACUGCUGACGAGAGAGCGCUCGCAGAGCGACAGCAGUGAAGACGUCUUCAUGUCUGACCAGCAGGCCGACACCAGCAAGAGAGGUAGCCAGGGCAAUGCAUUCUGGAUCAACCCUGGUGACGGUUCCUCCACCCCCCUGACCUCAUCACAGCCCCUUUCAUCCUUACUGAACCCUGCAUGUCCAUCCAGUCCUAACACUCGCUCCUAUGGCAGUCCCAGUGUUGAAGGCUCCUCUCCUGGUGAAUGGAGUGAAGCUCUGUAUCCCCUCCUGACCACUCUGAAUGAGUGUGUAGCAAUGAUGAGCGACAAAGCCAAGAAGUCCAUGGUGUUUCUCCUGAUGCAGGACAGCGCUCCCACUAUCGGCAUGAGUCUGUCACUACAGUACCGCAGAGAUGUGGUUUUCUGUCAGACACUGACGGCCCUGAUCUGUGGGUUUGUGGUAAAGCUGAGGAACUGUCUCAGUGACAGCGGCUUCCUCAGACAACUCCACACUAUCGGCUUACUGGUCCAGUUUGAGGGGCUCCUGAGCACCUACGGGGAGGAACUCGCCAUGCUGGAGGACAUGAGUGUAGGAGUCAUGGACCUCCGGAAUGUCACCUUUAAAGUGACCCAGGCGACCUCCAGCUUCAGCCCCGACAUGCUGCCUGUCAUCACGGGCAACAGAGAUGGGUUUAACGUGCGUGUCCCUUUACCGGGGGUGAUGUUUGAUGUGUUGCCACGGGAGAUCCAGAAUGGGAUGCUGCUGCGAGUUCAACCCGUAUUUUUCAACGUAGGAAUCAAUGAGCAACAAACGCUAGCGGAAAAGUUUGGAGACACAUCGCUGCAGGAAGUGGUGAAUUUGGAGAGUCUAGCUCGUCUUACCUCCUAUUAUGACCAGUUUAAAGAGGUGCUGCCUGAAGACUGUCUGCCCCGCUCUCGCAGUCAGAGCUGUGUGCCUGAGCUACUCAAGUCCCUCAGUCAAAACGUUAACGCCAGGAAGAGCAAGAAUGUGGACAUCCUGUUUCAGACAGCAGAGGUUUGUCGGCGUCUGAAUGGCGUGCGUGUGACCAGCUGCAAGAGUGCGAAGGAUCGUACGGCCAUGUCUGUGACCCUGGAGCAAUGUCAGAUCCUCCAGCACGAGCACUGCAUGGCCCCGCAGGUCUUCACGCAGGCGCUGGACUGUAUGCGCAGCGAGGGCUGCAGGCGAGAAAACACCAUGAAAAACGUAGGCAGCCGCAAAUACGCUUUCAACUCCCUCCAGCUGAAGACCUUCCCUAAACAGUACAGACCUCCGGAGGGCACCUUCGGGAAAGUGGAAACUUGAGCUGUUCGUUCUCUUUACUUCACCACCACACAUCUGAGGGAAACUUUUAUUAUGCAUAGUCAUGCUGAAACAAGCUCUGGAUAUGAUCCAGACGACAAGGCUAAUAUUUUUAGAUCCCCAACCUCUUGGCUCUGAGAAGAAAGGAGAUAGGGAAAGAAAAUCACUUGAAGAUAAAUGAGUAGCUUGCUUGGCUGUUGCACUGAAAGAAGAAACGAAGGCCUGUUUGACUCUUAAUACUUAAAAAGACAAACAAGUUUUUUUUUUUUUCUGAGAAUUGCCCAAACAAUCCCAAAGCAUUUCAUUAAUUCCAUAUAUGUUUAGUCAAUAAGUCAAUUUUAAGAUACUUUCCAGAACCACACUUGGUCUUUGUACCAACAUCCAAAGUUCAAAACUAUAAGCACUUAAGCAAAGCUGUUUCGUCAUCUUUAGAUUGUAUUUAAAGUUCAGUAGGUUAUAGGUAACAUGUCUGUUCUGUGAUUUAGUAGAUGAUUUGUUCCCAAAGUCAUCCAGUUUUAAGAUUUAUAAGAAAAAGUCAAGCUGUAAAGUCCUACUGAGGAUCCAUAGAUGCACUUCGUUCUUCAUCCUCACUUCAUUUAAAGUGUACACAAAACUAGCUGCCUUAAGAGAGUCCACCACUGCAAACAUCUGUGUUGAGAUAAAUAUGUAGAUAUUUCUAAUCUGUGUAUGACUUUGUGAUGUGGCAGAGUAUGUUUUAUUUAUUUACAGUGAGACUAUCUUUUUGCUGAAGUGUUAGUGCUUGAAUGCAGGCCUUUCCCCUGCUGACUGUGCAUUGAGACAAGCUUCCUCGUACUGUUGCCUAACACAGCUAGUCUCUGUACAGUGAGCAUACUGUGGGAAUAUACAUUCUCUAAGGAAAUAUGUGAGAAGACACUAUUGAUAUGUAUGAUUUUUUUGUAUAUGUUUUCAUAGUUAAAAGUUUCUCUGUGGGACAUUUAUGUCGGUUGAUAUGAAUGUCAGUGUUGAUCUAAUAUGGAGCAUUGCUGCUCUGGUCCUAAAAUAUGAAGAAUAUUUCCUGGAGGGUUUUUUUUUUUUUUUUAUCUUAAAGCAGAGAGAAGCAUUUAGACUAUUUAUUUUAUUGUAAUAGUUAUAUGAAAACCAUAAUAGGCGUUAAAGAUCAAAAGUAACUCUACAUUUAAUGACUGUCAGCCUUUGUCUCUGCACAAAUAAAUGCACAAAUCGUCUGUAAUUCCUGGUUUGUAUAUUGCAAGAUAACAACUGAAAGCUUAUAUUUGCAACUAGGAAGACAAGGGCAUGGGUCUUAACCUCUGCUGAAAUUAUUAUUAGUUAAAAUAAUUAAAACAAACAAACAAAUAAACAGAUGCAGUGCAUGGAAGGUAGGCUACAAUUGUUAAGUUUACACUUAUAUAUAUAUAUUAAUAAAUGCACAUGUAAUUAUAUUA
Messenger RNA from Carassius gibelio (silver crucian carp), 4560 nucleotides. Its product is annotated as inositol polyphosphate-4-phosphatase type I A. Gene Ontology annotation, cellular component: cytoplasm. The transcript is spliced from 24 exons. The record is from RefSeq and is a predicted model, not a curated record. Bases 200 to 3139 code for a protein of 979 amino acids. Gene Ontology annotation, molecular function: phosphatidylinositol-3,4-bisphosphate 4-phosphatase activity. Lineage: Eukaryota; Metazoa; Chordata; Actinopteri; Cypriniformes; Cyprinidae.